Messenger RNA from Acaulospora colombiana, 804 nucleotides. Lineage: Eukaryota; Fungi; Glomeromycota; Glomeromycetes; Diversisporales; Acaulosporaceae. The record is from the annotation of a GenBank genome assembly.
UAUAGCGAUUAUCUGGAUGAGCAGGGGCAAACUCUUGAGUAUGACUCUUACAUGGUGCCGGAAACUGAGUUACAAGCUGGCGAUCUAAGACUGCUGGAGGUCGACAACCGAGUUCUACUGCCGCUGGAUAGCCAUGUUCGUUUUAUCGUGACCGCUAGGGACGUCAUUCAUUCCUUUGCUGUACCUUCGCUCGGAAUCAAGCUUGAUUGUGUGCCCGGAAGGUUGAACCAGUUCUCUGUGCUUAUUAAUCGUGAGGGGGCUAUAUGCUGGGACGCCCUGGAAGCUGUACUACUCUAUUCCUGGUCCGGACCCUGCCAAGGGUGUCAGGCCAGGACCAGGGCAAAAAAGUAUAGCAACGGGCAAUUAGCAGGAAAUUCUCGUUCUGGACCCCAAGUCAGUGCAAAGAACAGAGGUAAUAUAAAGGUAAGCCCUGAGCAGCAUGAGGUAAUAGUCGGGAGUUUGUUAGGCGAUAUGAGUGCAACCAGACCCCCGGGGCCUAAACGUAACACUAGGCUAUCCAUCGGUCAGGCUAACCUCCCUUAUCUUCUUAGCUUAGCAGACCUCCUCGCUAGUCUCAUUCGUCAACAAAACCUAACCCCUGACAAUAAAUUGGACCGAACCACAGGAAUACAGUAUUAUGGUUACAAGCUCUGUACUAUGUCUCUGCCUUGUCUUAACAUCUACCGCGAAUGGUUUUAUCCGGAAGGGGUAAAGAUUGUUCCAAAUGACAUACCGGACCAUCUUACUCCUCUAGGUUUAGCUCAUUGGUUUAUGCAGGAUGGAUCCAAAACGACCGACAAUGGG